CACCAAAAGGAGGCACUUAAGCCUUAAAUCUUGAUAGACUGACUGAUUAGAAGUAAAACCUGUUAUGAAUAUAUUACUGGGAUUUGACUAGCUGUUUCAUAGGUGAUAUGGACCCAUAAGCUUUUUUUUGUUCUUUACAUACAAGCAUUAAACAGACUGUUAAAAAGGAAAAGUCUUGAAAAAAUGGCAAUUGAAAGUGAAUUUAGUGUGAAGAGCAGCAGCAUCAUCAAGGAAUGGAGCGGACAGGUCCACCCUGCCCUGGUUGUGUCUUUUGUUUUCCUCGUCUGCCUGGAAGCCUGCCUGUGGGUCAGAAACCUCAGGCUCAAGAGGAGACUGCCGGGACCCUUUGCCUGGCCCGUGGUGGGUAACGCCAUGCAGCUGGGACAAAUGCCUCACAUCACCCUGGCAAAGCUCGCCAAGAAGUAUGGCAAUGUGUACCAGAUAAGGCUGGGCUGCAGCGAUGUGGUGGUCCUCAACGGAGAAAAGGCAAUACAUCAGGCACUGAUUCAGCAUAGCACAGAGUUUGCAGGACGACCAAACUUUGUCUCAUUCCAGAUGAUCUCUGGAGGCAGGAGCCUGACGUUCAAUAAUUACAGCAAACAGUGGAAAGUGCACAGGAAAGUUGCACAGUCAACUCUCAGAGCGUUUUCUUCAGCAAACAGUCAGACCAAAAAAGCCUUUGAGCAGCAUGUUGUGGCAGAGGCCACAGAACUGGUGCAGGUGUUUUUACGUCACAGCGCUAAUGGACAGUAUUUUCAUCCAGCUUAUGAGUUUACAGUAGCUGCUGCAAACAUCAUGUGUGCUCUUUGCUUCGGAAGGAGAUAUGGACAUGAUGACCAAGAGUUCAGAACCUUGUUGUACAGAGUGGACAAGUUUGGAGAGACAGUUGGAGCAGGUAGCUUAGUAGAUGUCAUGCCCUGGCUGCAGUCCUUUCCAAAUCCUGUGCGAAAUGUUUAUGAAACUUUCAAAAGCAUAAACAAUGAGUUUUUUGGCUAUGUGAAAGACAAGGUUGUACAGCACAGGGAGACCUUCAACCCAGAGGUGACCCGGGACAUGAGUGAUGCCAUAAUUAAAGUGAUAGAGCAUGGAGAGGAGUGCGUGUUGGGAAGUGAAUUUGUUGAAGCAACUGUUACUGAUCUGAUUGGAGCAGGUCAAGAUACAAUUUCAACUGUGAUGCAGUGGCUUCUCCUCAUGCUAGUUAAAUACCCAGAUUACCAAACCAAACUGCAGCAUCUCAUUGACAAAGUGGUAGGCCAAGAUCGGCUGCCAUCUACUGAGGACAGAAGCAAACUGGCUCUCCUGGACGCCUUCAUCUUCGAAACCAUGCGUUUCACCAGCUUUGUCCCAUUCACUAUCCCACACUCAACCACGUCAGAUGUCACCAUCGAAAGCCUCCACAUCCCCAAGGACACAGUGGUCUUUAUCAACCAGUGGUCUGUCAAUCACGACCCCCUGAAGUGGAAAGACCCCCACGUGUUUGACCCAACACGCUUCCUUGAUGAGAACGGUGCCCUGGACAAAGACAGAACCAGUAGCGUGAUGAUUUUUUCAACAGGUAAGAGGCGCUGCAUCGGCUCUCAGAUUGCCAAGGUGCAGGUGUAUCUGUUUGCAGCUGUCCUGCUGCAUCAGCUCACAUUUGAGAGCGACUCUUCUAUGCCUCCUACUCUGGAUUGCACUUAUGGUCUCACGCUGAAGCCCCUCCAGUUUAAUAUAAGAGCCAAGCUGAGGGGAAAGUUGCUUGGUGUGGUCUCCCCAGCAUAAACACCAUGCCAUACUUCUGUUACACACUUUACCACCAAUUACAUUUUGAAGUCUGUAUUCUUGCAAAAAAAAAAAACAGUUUUCUAUAUUAAAUAUGAAAAUGUAAUGCAUACUUUGACUUCUAUCUUCAAAAGAUGUCUGAUACAAAUAUAACAUACGUUCAUAGAGUGUUAGGGUCAUUGGAGAGUAUAAAAUAUUCACUAAUACUCUGUCAAUACUCAGUAAUACUCUGCACUUGAUAAGAUUUAUUAGAGAAACACAUGCUUGUUUGUCAUCCAGUUAAGCACAACUAUGUGUUCAAAAGUGACAUUUAAAGUAUUGCUGAUGCAUAUCAAAUACUUGAGAAUGUGACUAAGAAACUUGAACGUCCAUUGCUCUAAUUUGUUGUGUUUAAAAUGUAUUUUAAUUUUGCCAUAUAUAUUGUAUUUAAUGUAUGACAGUUACGAAACAAAUGUAAUCACUAUCUAUUGUAUCUAAAACAUUAGAACACAAUGGAUACUAAAAUGAGCUUGUGUAAAAAAAAAUCUGAAUUGAGAAAGGAAUCUUUCAGCAAGGAGGAUCCAAUACUUUUCUAAUAACAAGAAUGAGACAUCACUGGGGACCGCAAGGACUAACAGACUUUCUGCAUCAAAGCUUUACUUUCACUGUACAAGCACUGCAGCUACCAUUAUGCCAUGCCUCUCUUUUUCUCAGUACAACAAAACACAUGUGUAAGACAUUUCUCUCACUUGUGAGGCAUUCUUAAAACCAUGUUUGUUUACAGUGCAGUUUUUCAAAGCUACACGGAUGUUGGUGCACUUACUCUAAGCCUCUGUGUUCACAACUUGACAUUUUAAUAUCCAAGGGAUGUUUUUCUGCCUGUGUUAAGACAGAAAAUGAACCCCGGUCAGCUUCCAAUGUUAAAGCCUUCUAUCUGGAGGGCCUGCUUUUUUUAAGACUCACUGAACCUUUAUAUACUGAAAUAAAUAAGCUGUAUUUAAAAUUAAAAUGAAUUGUAAAUUGUU
Messenger RNA from Cyprinodon tularosa, 2765 nucleotides. Its product is annotated as cytochrome P450 1B1-like. The transcript has a single exon. Bases 184 to 1761 code for a protein of 525 amino acids. Lineage: Eukaryota; Metazoa; Chordata; Actinopteri; Cyprinodontiformes; Cyprinodontidae. The record is from RefSeq and is a predicted model, not a curated record. Gene Ontology annotation, biological process: progesterone metabolic process; hormone biosynthetic process. Gene Ontology annotation, molecular function: iron ion binding; steroid 17-alpha-monooxygenase activity; heme binding.